Aspergillus campestris IBT 28561 is the source of this 855-nucleotide messenger RNA. Its product is annotated as ribose-phosphate diphosphokinase. Gene Ontology annotation, molecular function: magnesium ion binding; ribose phosphate diphosphokinase activity. The transcript is spliced from 4 exons. The record is from RefSeq and is a predicted model, not a curated record. Gene Ontology annotation, biological process: purine nucleotide biosynthetic process; 5-phosphoribose 1-diphosphate biosynthetic process; ribonucleoside monophosphate biosynthetic process. Gene Ontology annotation, cellular component: cytoplasm; ribose phosphate diphosphokinase complex. Lineage: Eukaryota; Fungi; Ascomycota; Eurotiomycetes; Eurotiales; Aspergillaceae. The annotation marks the transcript as partial.
CUAGUCACCACGCGGUUCUCCAACGGCGAAACGUUCGUCUCCAUCGGUGCCUCAGUCCGCAAUGCCGAUGUGUUCAUUCUCCAGACGGCGUCGGAGCCUGUCAAUGACCGACUGAUGGAGCUGCUGAUUGCCAUCAACGCUUGCAAGAUUGCGUCCGCGAAGCGAGUCACGGCUGUCAUCCCGUGUUUCCCGUACUCGCGACAGGAUAAGAAAGAUCGCAGUCGCGGACCGAUUACCGCGAAGCUUGUGGCUAAUAUGUUGGAGAGUGCGGGCUGCAACCAUGUUAUUACUAUGGAUCUCCACGCCUCCCAGAUUCAGGGCUUCUUCAACAUCCCAGUUGAUAAGUAUGAUUCCCUAGCCCUGCUCUUUGCCGAAAAAAGCAUGAUCGAGCACAUCCAGCACAACUAUGGCACCGACAGCCUGGUUGUCGUUUCUCCCGAUGCAGGUGGCGCAAAGCGAGCAGCCACAAUCGCCGACCGACUCCACGUCGACCUCGCCAUCAUCCACAAAGAGCGCAAGGUAGCGAACCAGGUAAGCCGGAUGAUCCUGGUAGGCAACGUGGCUGGUAAGACGGCAGUGCUGGUCGACGACAUCGCCGACACCUGCGGCACGCUGGCGCUGGCAGCCAGCAUCCUCAAGGAGCAGGGCGCUGAGAAGUGCAUUGCUAUCGUGACGCAUGGUUUUCUGAGCGGGCCGUCGGUCAAGGUCAUCGAGAACAGUCAGCUGGACCGACUGGUUGUGUCUAACACUUUGCCUCUGCCGGAGCAUGCGCGGUCUUGUAGUAAGAUAUACCAGAUGGAUGUGAGUCCAACGCUGGCGGAGGCUGUGCGGCGGACGCAUAAUGGGGAGUCGUAA